Messenger RNA from Schistosoma turkestanicum, 1288 nucleotides. The record is from the annotation of a GenBank genome assembly. NCBI's taxonomy places the organism in Eukaryota, Metazoa, Platyhelminthes, Trematoda, Strigeidida, Schistosomatidae.
AUGGAUGAUGAAGCAAUAAUCAAAUAUUUGUUGAAAAAUAAUCUAUGGAGACAAGUAAGAAGUCGCGCUUUAUGGAAAGAGAUGGCUAAGGAACGUGUAACUAAUCAUUCCUCAGAAUCAAUGCGGUCACGCUUCCGUCACCAUUUAGUGAAUUCAGUUUAUGCUCAUUUACUAAAAACACUCCCUAGAAAUGAACAGACUGAACUUCACGAUAUCCUCUUUGGAAGGUCAAACAAAUAUUCCAAUCCUAUGCAGAAAGAUAAAUAUGAUGGUGUGCUCAGUGAUGGUAUAUGUCAUUCAUCUUAUUCGAUUGAUGAAUGUAGUUUGGAUUUGGAUAAGCUUAACACAUAUGGAACAAAUGUGCUUUUCAGUCCGUCACAAAAGAAUCACUCAGACAGAUCAACUAGUAACAAGGCUUCCCAGUCAAAUAUUGAGAGUGAUAAAUUCGUGAAUGCACCACCAGAUCUUACAAAAAGCUCCAGUUUCUCGUCUCCCGACCAAAUCCCUGUUUGUUUGUAUGAAAGUCCUAAAAGAUUUUGUAAUAAUUGCCCUUUACCACCACCAGUUGUAGCAGCAAACAAAAAGAAAACAUCAGAAUCAAAUGAUUUACCGAAUGAUUCAACGGGUCCUUCAUCAUCUAACCAAUCUGUAUUAGAAUUGAUACAGAGUACACCAUGUGAAGAUUCCAGUUCACCGUCUAAUCUAUCACUAGUGACAAUGGAUUCAUCUCCAUUCACUCCAAUAAAUUAUCCGGUAUGGGUUUCAAAGUUGAUAAAUUGCUCUAAUUAUCUAACAACGCCAUUACAAGCUAUAUUGCUUGUUCAUAUGACAAAUGGUUCCGUUGCAGAAGCGUACAACUUUCUGACCACCGGUAAACGUUGUCCAUCAUCAGCAACAAAUUUUAGUCCACCUCUUUGGUUACCUGAUGAUGAUGAAUGUUUAGGUUCAACUGAUAAAAAUAAACUUGAUGAACUUGUCAAUCGUUUUGGUUGGGCAGAAAUAGUUAAACGUGUUGGCUUUUUACAAAAUAAAAAUAAUAUUGAUACUUCUGAUGACAUUUUUUGAAAAUUUUAUUUAUUAGAUUUUGUACAUAAUUAUCGUCUAGAUUUUAUAAAAACUCUGUUGUUAAUUUAUUUUAGUACUGUGUUUUUUCAUCUAUUUCGCUGUAUAUUUAAACAAGAUAUUUUUUUCUGUUUAUUUUUGUACAUUUUCACCUGAGAGAUUUCUAACAGUUAAUUUUUUGUUUUAACUUAUUUAGUUUACUGUUUGUUAAAUCCUCAGAGUAAAA